Molecule: messenger RNA, 1813 nt
Organism: Panonychus citri (citrus red mite)
Lineage: Eukaryota; Metazoa; Arthropoda; Arachnida; Trombidiformes; Tetranychidae
Gene: Idh3a
Product: probable isocitrate dehydrogenase [NAD] subunit alpha, mitochondrial
Exons: 8
Coding region: 138-1217 (359 amino acids)
Biological process (GO): isocitrate metabolic process; tricarboxylic acid cycle
Cellular component (GO): mitochondrion
Molecular function (GO): isocitrate dehydrogenase (NAD+) activity; magnesium ion binding; NAD binding
Source: RefSeq, a predicted model, not a curated record
AAACGAAGUCAAAUCUCACCUUCAGACAAAUAACAAGAUUAGAAUAAUUAAUUUCUAUCUUAAUUAAUCCAGUUUAUAUUUUAUAUUUUUCUUUCUUUUUUCUUUAAAUUAGCAAAUUCCAAUUAAAUUUAAUCAAAAUGAUUAACGUUUGCAGGACUAUCAGAGGUACUUUAUUCUCAGCUGCUCGUCAACUUAGUGGCCUACAAUCAUCAAGAAAUAAUACAACAGUUACUUUGAUUCCUGGUGAUGGUAUUGGACCAGAGAUUUCCAAAUCUGUUCAAGAGAUUUUUGAAGUUGCCAAGGUUCCCAUUGAAUGGGAAAUUGUUGAUGUUACUCCGGUCAGAUAUCCGGAUGGUAAAUAUGGUAUCCCAACCAAAGCGAUAGAAUCUUUUCUCAAGAAUAAAAUUGGUUUAAAAGGACCUCUUGCUACACCAAUUGGUAAAGGACAUAGAUCUCUCAACUUGGAAAUUCGAAAAGUUUUUUCACUUUAUGCUAAUGUGAGACCAUGUCGUUCAAUCGAAGGCUAUCAAACUCUGUAUGAUAAUGUUGAUGUAGUUACUAUUAGAGAAAACACUGAAGGUGAAUACAGUGGUAUUGAACACGAGAUUGUUCGUGGUGUUGUACAGAGCAUUAAGCUCAUUACCGAACCUGCAAGUCGUCGAGUAGCUGAAUAUGCUUUCAAUUAUGCCAAAGCUAAUGGACGUAAAACUGUCACCGCUGUACAUAAAGCUAAUAUUAUGCGUCUUUCUGAUGGUCUCUUCCUUCAAUGUUGCCGAGAAGCAGCUGAAAAACAUCCUGAAAUUAAAUAUAAAGAAAUGUAUCUUGAUACUGUUUGUCUAAAUAUGGUUCAAGAUCCAAGUCAAUUUGAUGUUCUGGUCAUGCCAAACCUUUACGGUGAUAUUUUGAGUGAUCUGUGUGCUGGUCUAGUUGGAGGUCUUGGUCUAACUCCCAGUGGUAACAUUGGUAAAGAUGGAGCUGUUUUUGAAUCUGUUCACGGUACUGCCCCUGAUAUCGCUGGUCAAGAUAAAGCCAAUCCAACUGCUCUUCUUCUCAGUGCUGUGAUGAUGCUUAGAUUCAUGGAUCUUGCUGACCAUGCAAAUAACAUUGAGAAUGCCUGUUUAAGUGUUAUCAAGGAGGGUAAAUUGUUGACCGCUGAUUUAGGAGGUUCUGCUAAAUGUUCUGAAUUCACCGCAGAAAUUUGUUCUCGUCUAGUUUAAAUUUAUCUUCUCACUUCCUCCUUCUCCUCCUCCCUCCCUCUCUUACUCUCUUUUUUCCUUUCUCUUUCUCCAUCUUUCUCUCUCUCUCUCUCUUCUUUCUCCUUUUAAUUUAUUAUUAACAAAGAAAAUCAACAUCAAAAACCAUAGCAUUGAAUGAGAGAGAAACAAUUGAAACAAUUAGAUCCAAAUCAACAAUCAACACUAAAAAAAGGACAAUUCAUCUAUUUCGAGACAGUGAACUGCUUAAAAUGAACAUUCUGACAAUUAAAUUAAAUCACCAAUGAUUAAGGUAAUAGUUUACUCUAAGACUAUUCAAUGUACUUAUACAACAUUAGUUUAAUGUUAAAGUAACAUCCAAAAUCUCAAACAUUUAAAUUGUUUCCCAAAUUUUUGCAAACAUAAUUGAGUUAACCAGUUAAAUUUAAUUUCUAACUAAUCAAUUACACAAUUUAAUCAACAUUAGUUUAAAUCCCUUUUGAAAGCAACCCGAUGAUGAAAUGUAAUUAAAUAACAAUGUGUCAAAAAUUAUAUGUUUCAAAAAUCAAGAAACAAUUAAAAAAACGAAGAUACUAAUACAAUCAACAAAGUAAAUUUAA